GCUGAUAUUUUUAACUCAAAUUUUAACAUAAUUUAACAUUUCAAUAGAUUUGUUACUACAUAAAUACCUAUUCGACAUAUGUUUUAAUAGCUUAGACAAAAUGUUGAGUUUAAUAACUUACUUGUUUUUCUUCAGUUCUUUUGUGUUCUCUGGUUCACAAGCGGAAACAUGUUCUGCAACAAAUCCAAAAAAUAAUUAUUAUUUAGGAGACACACAGGUAACUUGGGCUAACGCUAUUGUAUCAUGCCAAGCCGUUGGAAUGUCAUUAGUAAGCAUCCAGAAUCAACCUAAGCAAGAUGAAGUCACUAAGUUUUUGCAAUCUACAAGAAUAAAUUACACGGGAAUAGAAAACGCCAUAUGGACUGCAGGAAAUAGACUUCAGGACGAAGUUCAUUGGCGCUGGUUACGUCAAGAACCGGUUGUAUACACUAAUUGGCUUAAUGGUGAACCAAACAAUGCUACUGGUGAUGAGAAGUGCCUAAGCGUAGUUUUUUAUGGAAAUACUGGUUGGAACGAUAUUGCUUGCAACCGCACAUACCAUCCUUUAUGUGAGAAACAGAUUUGUUGUUCUAGUUGCAAAUCUUGUUCUUAA
Molecule: messenger RNA, 592 nt
Organism: Diabrotica balteata
Lineage: Eukaryota; Metazoa; Arthropoda; Insecta; Coleoptera; Chrysomelidae
Source: the annotation of a GenBank genome assembly